This is a messenger RNA of Ascochyta rabiei, 849 nucleotides long. Its product is annotated as Pyridoxal 5'-phosphate synthase. NCBI's taxonomy places the organism in Eukaryota, Fungi, Ascomycota, Dothideomycetes, Pleosporales, Didymellaceae. The transcript has 2 exons. The record is from RefSeq and is a predicted model, not a curated record. Bases 1 to 849 code for a protein of 282 amino acids. Gene Ontology annotation, molecular function: FMN binding.
AUGUCGACCACCGCACCCGCAGCCUCGACGCUCCCCCAGGCACCAUGGAAGCAGCUCUUCAACAAGCACCUUGGCGAGAUGAAGCCUCCUCAGUUCGUGCUCGGCACCCUCGAUAAAGCCCCAGACGGCUCUCCUACCGACUACGUGCCCCGAGUCCGCUACUGCAUCUUCAGAGGGUUCUGGGCCGAGCUACCAGAGAACAAGCAUAACGAUGCCGAGCGCAACCCCGAGCUCUACCACAGCGACUGCCCUACCUUCACGACAGACGUGCGCAUGGAGAAGGUCGGACAGAUCUUCAAGACAAGCGCUGGACACGCGGAGAGUGACGACCAGGUCCAGGGCAGCGGCGGUGGAGGCCCGGUCGAAGCUGUCUGGUGGGUUGAAGGCGAGACUCAGACACAAUGGCGAGUUGCAGGCAAGGCUUACGUGAUUGCUGAUGACAUUGAGGGCUCUGAGGAAAGCAGUGGUGUCAGGACAGUCAAGAGCGAGGUGGGCAAGAGGAUGAGGGCGCUCAACGAGGGCGGGGAGAACGAAUGGAGCUGGCAAAGAGAGCUUACAGGCUUCUUUGGCAACCAGUCUCCUGCCAUCAAAGGCUCCUUCAAGAACCCACCACCAGGCCAGCCGGUAACUGCGCCCUUUGACAAAGAGCGUCUCCAGCUCGGCUCAAAAGCAGAUGACCUGCAUGACGAGGUUGCGAGGAAGAACUUCCGCCUUGUAGUCAUUGUCCCCGACGUUGUCGAGCAGACUGAUCUGAGCGAUCCCGAGAAGGCGCGGAGAUUCAGAUACACAUGGGAUGCCGAUACUGCGCGGCACAACGCUGGCUGGAGGACAGAGGAGCUGUGGCCAUAG